AUGGAGCAAGUGAUCUACAAAAACACAUGGAAUUCUUCCUCAUAUACCUCAUUCUUGAUGCUAGGUUCCAUCCUGAGAAAGCUUGAGAUUUCAUUCGAAGACUUUAUCUCAGGUCGUUCAACCAUUAGCAAGACGUCUCUGCGAGAAGCUCUCUGCGAUGUGCCAUGUGAAGAGCUAAUACCACUGUGGGAAUCCGGCUCCGGUUUAUGCACCUCAUUUUCCCUCUGUGUCGCCGCGAGAAUUGAAAGUCAGAACUAUCCUUCCACCUUCACCGUUGCAGAACUCCGGGGGCAUCGAGCCUCUUUCAAUCAGCGUGGCGUCGUGAUUGAUUCCUCUGCCCGCCAAGCUCUCACUCUUCAGAAACAGCCAGUCAAGGCGUAUAAGGGGACUUGGAAGAUGGAGAGACCAGAAGAAUCAGCACCUGUAUUACUUUUUAAACCAAGCAAAAGCAACACCUUUUCCCCAUUUUGUCCCUUGAAAGACCGUUGCGAGGGCAUGAAAGCGUGCCUCCUCCAAUUGGCAAGCCAAUCUACUUUCAUAUGCAUGUUUCGAAUGGAAGAAUAUAACCAAUUGGGAUUCAACGGUCGCAUCACCUACAAAUCUCAGGAACGCAAAAUAACAUGGAGCCAGGUUAGGUUCAAUCCGUCAACAAAGCGCCAACAGUUCUUUGAAAGCGUCGUAGAUUUUUCAGUGCCUGGUGACAAGGAAACAAUGAUAUCAUACGCGGCUGAGUUCAGGGGUUUUUGCGAAGACAGAGCUAGGAUACAGCAGUACGAGAUAGUGAAACCUUUUCUAGCAAAGCUAUGGGACACAUGUAUUGAAGAGCUGGGUUAUGGAAACUGCUAUGGCGUUUGGUUAUAA
Nannizzia gypsea CBS 118893 is the source of this 861-nucleotide messenger RNA. RefSeq lists its product as hypothetical. The transcript is spliced from 3 exons. NCBI's taxonomy places the organism in Eukaryota, Fungi, Ascomycota, Eurotiomycetes, Onygenales, Arthrodermataceae. Bases 1 to 861 code for a protein of 286 amino acids. The record is from RefSeq and is a predicted model, not a curated record.